CGGGCCAAGGCUCGGUGGUGCAGUCGAGUCAGUCGGUCGGGCAGCUCGCACAGGGUGUGCCACACGAGCAGGUGCGUGCAUACCGUCGGUCAAAUCCGCUCCCUUCGACUCCAUGCAGUAGCCACCCCGUCGGUCGAAAAUCUAAAAGGAUGAAGUGGCUCUUACAACUGGUGCUAACGCUUUCAGUGACUUUCUGCUUCACAACCGCUCAAAAUCCAGAGGCAGCUGGUCGGGCGUCAUCAUGGAUCGGCGGUGCGGAGCACGAGGGUGCUCUGAGGGCCCUCAAGUGGCUCGAGGAGGCGCAGGACCUGGGCGACGGGGGCGGAGGUUGGGGCAGCGAUGCCCCCAGGGCCUUGCUCGCCCUGCAGCUAUCAAACUGUUCAUGGAUUCCCAAUGCCGGCAUGAAGGCUGAACUGGCCGCCACCAAACUAGAACUGCAAAUCGCCCUGCUCCUCUGGAGACACCACGAGCCGCCCAUCAGCCCUGGCAGACUGGCGCAGUACACGCUGGCCCUGGGGGCCAUGUGCAAGGACCCGCGGGACUUCCACGGACACGACCUAAUCAGCUUGCUGCUGCGACACGAGCCAGAGAGCGACUUUGAGUUCGCCUUCGUCACUUUGGCUGUCUGCAACUCGGGCAGCCACGCGCGGAAGAGGCACAUCAGAAGGCUUCUCGACGUCACCGGCGACACUGACAAACACUCUGCAGACACGCUGGCCAUGGUGGUGCUGGCCCUUCGGUGCGUGGCGCAGGAGCACCGGCACCGCGACCUUCUGCGGUUCGUGGCGCCGCCGGCGCUGGCCCUGGCCGCCUUGCAGCAGGCGGACGGCAGCUUCGGCAACCUGCACACCACCGCGCUCGCCAUGCAGGCGCUGGAGGGCGCGGGCGCGAUCGCCUGGGACCGUGGCGCCGCGAUGAACCUCGUGCUGUCCAGCCAGGCUCCCGACGGCUCCUUUGGCGACACGUUCACCACCACCGAAGUCGUGCUCGCCCUGCAGUCGAGGGGACUGGCGCAGGUGUCGCAGUGCAAGUGCAACAAGCCCAGACUCCCACCCUCUGACACAGAACUUGAAAAACUGACUCACGACACUGAGAUCAGUCUGCUGAACAUCGCCAAAGGUCCAAUCAUCGAGAGCUUCACCUACAAUAAUGAAGUUCCUCUCAUCGCCAUCACCUACACCCUGUGGGCCCAGCGGGGCGGCGAUGCUGCCGGUGACAUGAACGCCGAGGUCGAACUCAGGGUGCCGAACAACUCAACCUUUUUCCACGCCAUGCAGCUGGCUGCACAUUCAGACCCUCGUUUCACAUUUGAGUCGUCAGUGUGGCCGAACGGACACUAUAUUCACACCCUGGGUGGUUUGGAGGAGGACCCUUCCGAGUAUAGGUACUGGCUCCUCUACCUACUGAGUGAGAGAGCCGACCCCUCCCGACCACCAUCAAAGGACAAACUGACACCAAAAGGCGUUGACGAGAUGUUUGUUAAAGACGGAGACCACUUUUUAUUCUGGUACAAGAAACUAUAAAUCAAGUCUCGAGUCGGUGGGGCAGGAACUGUUCGUCCUGUUGCAGAAAAUCAAAUUACCGCGAGGUGCGUGUGCUGAAAGAGACAAUGCUGAAAAGGAAAGUGUCCAUCCACCAUUGGUAAAAUCAAGAAUAAGAGACGGAUUUUUCGAUUUCAGUUUUUUCCUGACCGCGCGCGCUGCUUUAUUUUCGGAGGAGAAAGUGUGAGCUUCUAAAUUUGCAAACGCACACGAUUCUGUUUUAGAUAUACUGCUUUUUUUGGAUAUUGCGCGUGUUGUAAGAGCAAAAACACCAUCAUUGAACGUGUAUACUCAAACGUGCGGAGCAUUUUUUCGUUGUAUUGUAAAUCAUACUAACGCAGAAGCAGCAGCAGCAAAUUUGUAUAAUACGCGCAUAAGCAAAGUGUCAGGAGAGUGGAGCGAAUUCGAGGGGCCGCUUCGCAGCUUGUACCUAGAGUUUUAGGACAUAUGUAUUGUACUGUAUUAUUGUGUAGCGUUGUUUGUGACAAUAAGAGGACGAUUCCUUCUCGAUAUUUUGCCCAUUCGUUAUUCUUUCCGAAGUGAGCUAGAGCCUAUUAUCGUUUCGAAUUUGUUGCGAAAAACGCGCUGAGAUGCAGCAUCCAGACGGCCAAAUUACUUAAGCUUUGAAAGACGGAAAUUCUUCUAUAUAUUCCAUUACCAGCUGCUUAGCUAUAUGAAAACUGCUUCCUAUUGCGAUACAAAAAUUAGGCGAAAAAUUACUGUGCUAUUAUCCGCCGAAAUUUCCGUUUCACUGGAGCCAAGUUUUUCCGUGGAAUUAGCCAGCGUAAAUCCUCAUCAUUCAAGACCCAACUGCACCAACUGUUCAUUUACAAGGAUCAAGCUUCUUCGCUCUGAUUUCGGAUUCAAUCCUGCGACUGUUCAUUCUAGACGUGGCAAAAGGAACUGAAAACCAAAAUCGGUUCAUCUAAUGGGAACAUGGGGAAAUUUUUCAAUUAAAUAAUCCUUUUAGUUUCGUUUCUGCAUCGAUUUUAGCUGUCAACCAGCUGUCAAAGGAGUUUUUCAUAUCUAUAGGACGCCAAAUAGGAUUGAAUUUAAAAUCGGAUUGGAAGUAAGUGAAUAGUGGCUUCAAACGUUAAGGAUUUUUGCAAAUGGCUAAUCAUCCACAGUAUACACACGCAUUUCCUGCUGAAUGUCUAAAUGUGGACGAGACGUAGAUUGUCAUUCCAAUAUAUUUUGAGAAAUCGCAGGUUGAAGUAGUUAUCUAAUCGGCGGCAAUACGUAAAUAACCAAAGUGCGAGAUGAUUAUAUAAGAGUAAAAAUUGUAAGUGGACAAACAAAAUCGCUGUUUAGCCGAAUAUUAUCAUGUAACCCCUACUGAGAUACUAACCGACAGAAAAAAUGUCACAACCUAUCGUAGCACUUAAAUCGUACUUCUCGUUGAAUAGCUUGUUCGCAGUCUGUGUACUUUCGUUCCGAGUUGAAAAGAUAAAUAUAAUGUCGAAGAAAUGCUGUGCUGCAUCGCCUGUUCAUUCUGAAAGAGAAAAAAAUAAUAUUGUGUAGGCAGUAGAGACCACCAUUGUAUGAUUUCUGGAGCAAGUUGCGGUUGAUUGAUUUUUGAAGACUGUACAUACCAAGAAAUGGUUUUUAUAACAAUUGCAUCUCAAGCGUAUUUGACAAAAAAAGCAAAACAACGUGUCCUACGCACGAUGAUAUAUGUAUAUAUUUUACUAUAUGAUUGAAAAUAAAUUCUCAUCCGCUUGUUUGCCAUUCCUCUCGACAUCACACUGCUAUUUUGCAAGCAUAAAUUCGGCGCAUUGACCUAUUUUCAUUGACGAGUAAAUUGUGAUUCGAUGGUAAUAAUUGUUUUGUUGUUAAUUGCGCUUGCUGUUUUUGUCGAGAUGCCAAAAACAAUAAAAAUAUUUAUGAUUGGAA
This is a messenger RNA of Cloeon dipterum, 3434 nucleotides long. RefSeq lists its product as uncharacterized. The transcript has 11 exons. Bases 150 to 1523 code for a protein of 457 amino acids. The record is from RefSeq and is a predicted model, not a curated record. Gene Ontology annotation, biological process: cobalamin transport. Gene Ontology annotation, molecular function: cobalamin binding. Lineage: Eukaryota; Metazoa; Arthropoda; Insecta; Ephemeroptera; Baetidae.